Molecule: messenger RNA, 3886 nt
Organism: Mesoplodon densirostris (Blainville's beaked whale)
Lineage: Eukaryota; Metazoa; Chordata; Mammalia; Artiodactyla; Ziphiidae
Gene: PTDSS2
Product: phosphatidylserine synthase 2
Exons: 12
Coding region: 156-1616 (486 amino acids)
Biological process (GO): phosphatidylserine biosynthetic process
Molecular function (GO): L-serine-phosphatidylethanolamine phosphatidyltransferase activity
Source: RefSeq, a predicted model, not a curated record
CCGCCCGCCCUUUUCUUGCCGCCCCCCGCCUCUGCUCUCCGGAGACCCUGCGGAGCGAGCGCCGCGACCCCUUCCCGGCGCUCUUCGCGCGGUCUCGCGGUGACUCUGGUGCGUGGGGUCAAGGCGAGGGGCAGAGCUGCUGGGGUCGGGGCGUCAUGCGGAGGGGUGAGCGCAAGGGCGCCGAGGGGCCGCGGCCGGGGUCCCCUGUGCCCGUGGGCAAGGCCUCGCUGGAGGAGCCGCUGGACGGCGCGGCUACGGGCCGAGCGAGCGGGCCGGCCGCUGGCCGCCGCAGCACCGAGUCAGAAGUCUACGACGACGGCACCAACACCUUCUUCUGGCGGGCCCACACCCUGAGCGUGCUCUUCAUCCUCACCUGCGUGCUGGGCUACGUGACGCUGCUGGAAGAGACACCGCGGGACACGGCCUACAACACCAAGAGAGGUAUUGUGGCCAGUAUUUUGGUUUUCUUAUGUUUUGGAGUCACACAAGCUAAAGACGGGCCAUUUUCCAGACCUCAUCCAGCCUACUGGAGGUUUUGGCUCUGCGUCAGUGUGGUCUACGAGCUGGUGCUCAUCUUUAUACUCUUCCAGACCGUCCAGGACGGCCGCCAGUUUCUGAAGUACGUUGACCCCAGGUUGGGGGUCCCGCUGCCGGAGAGGGACUACGGGGGAAACUGCCUCAUCUAUGAUGCAGACAACAAGACCGACCCCUUCCACAACGUCUGGGACAAGCUGGAUGGCUUUGUGCCCGCACACUUCAUCGGCUGGUACCUGAAGACCCUGAUGAUCCGUGACUGGUGGAUGUGCACAAUCGUGAGCGUGAUGUUUGAGUUCCUGGAAUACAGCCUGGAGCAUCAACUGCCCAACUUCAGCGAGUGCUGGUGGGACCACUGGAUCAUGGACGUGCUCGUCUGCAACGGGCUGGGCAUCUACUGCGGCAUGAAGACCCUCGAGUGGCUGUCCCUAAAGACGUACAAGUGGCAGGGCCUCUGGAACAUCCCAACCUACAAGGGGAAGAUGAAGAGGAUCGUCUUCCAGUUCACGCCCUACAGCUGGGUCCGCUUCGAGUGGAAGCCGGCCUCCAGCCUGCGCCGCUGGCUGGCCGUGUGUGGCAUCAUCCUGGUGUUUCUCUUGGCAGAGCUGAACACCUUCUACCUGAAGUUCGUGCUGUGGAUGCCCCCCGAGCACUACCUGGUCCUCCUGCGGCUAGUCUUCUUCGUCAACGUGGGUGGCGUGGCCAUGCGGGAGAUCUACGACUUCAUGGACGACCCGAAGCUCCACAAGAAGCUGGGCCAGCAGGCCUGGCUGGUGGCGGCCAUCACCGUCACGGAGCUGCUCAUCGUGGUGAAGUAUGACCCGCACACGCUCACGCUGUCCCUGCCCUUCUACAUCGCCCAGUGCUGGACACUCGGCUCCGUGCUCGCCCUCACCUGGACCGUCUGGCGCUUCUUCCUGCGGGACAUCACCCUGAGGUACAAGGAGACGCGGCGGCAGAAGCAGCAGGGCAGGGACGACCAGGGCAGGGCGGACGGCAGCGUGGACGGGCGCCAACCAGGGCCCGACGACCCCUCAGGGUCCGAGGAGGCCGAGAGGGAGGGGGUGCCAGCACCGCACUGACGCUGCGGCUGGGCCUGCAGAGCCCAGGCCCGGCGCCCUCCACCCUCUGGGAUUCCUGCCAGGAGCCUUCCAGCAGGCCUCAGCCCUCGAGGUUCUAUCUCCCUUUUCUCCCGCGUACACGGUGGGGUGGGGCGCGUGCGUGUGUGUGUGUAUGUGUGCUCCUGAGGCUCUGGGGCUCGCCCUGGGCCGGCUGGUCCCCCUUCUGUGCAGUCAGCCCGCCGCCUCGGCCACCCCCAGCCUUGGUGCCCAGACGGCCCGGCCCAGGCAGCAGCGUCUUGGUGCCCCUCUCUGCUCCCUGGGCCCCGCCGGUCCCCCACGACCUUCUGGCGGCACGUGUGAAGGACAGUCGUCCAGGGACGCCCUGGCGUGGCUGGGAAAGGGCAGAUCCACUUCCUCGGGAACCUCCAUCUGACCCUCCAACCUGGAGGGUGCGUGGACAGGGCUGCCCGCACAUCGAGUCAGAGACUCCGAGGCCUGGUGCCCGCCGUCAGGAGGGCGGGUCGUGAGGGAGGGUCUCUGUGGCCCAGGGUUGAGGUCGCCCCCACGAGCAAACAGAACAAAUAAAAGCCACGGUGACGGCCUGCGGCUCCGCAGCUCCUCACGGCCCCUCGCCCCUGCCCUACCCUGUGCCGCCUGGAGGGCAGCUGGGAACCACUUGGGCUGGACGCCUGUCCUGGCAGACGACCAGCAGGCACGAAAGUCACCGGCCCCCCUGGCGCCUCCUACUGCAUCCGCGCCUCGGGCCGGCCCGAGGGAGCUGGUCGUGGGCGGGGUGUGGGUGAUGGCGCACUGUCUUCAGGCUUGACAUGCACCGGCAAAGGGAAGUGCCCUGACUUCCGGGCAAGGGUGACACUCCCGACCUUUCCAAGGGCAGGGCCUCUCAGAGCGCCAGGGCCUCGGCGGACUUGUUUCCUUAGUUUAUUUUCCCGUAACUAUUUCUGGGGAGAAUUUCAAACCUAGGGCGGUUGUUACCCCGCCUCACCUGCUGCUCUUGUGCUGUGCCCUUGAGCUGAGUUUCUCAGCCUCUGGCUUCCGUGGGCUUCCUCACGUCAGGGGUGUGACCCAGGGCCUCAGUGUGCCCCACCCCACCUGCUGCCGUCCCAGUGUCACCUUUGAUCUGGGUUUAGGGCCGACACCUGUCCCACCACUGCGGAGACACCAAGCGUCCUGUCCGCCCACCUCCACCAGGGGUUCUCGGCGUCACGGAGUUCACAGUCGCUCUGGUCCCAGACUACCUCCGUCCUGUGGCCUGCGCUCUCCCUGCAGGGCUGGAGGCCCGCGUUGCUCACUGGUCCCAGGCGUGGCCCCCAGGAGUGGUUUCUGGCCCACAGCGGGUGCAGGUUCCCCUGGAGCGUCUCCCGCCCAGACCUGGGUGGGUCCACCCAAUCUUCUACAGAGCCUGCUCUCUUCUGGAGGAAGGUGUUACAAAGCCAGGGCCCUGGGUACCUUGGAGGGCUUUGUCGUGAUGGCAGGAAGUUACUGCCCAGGCGCCAACCCUCUGAAAGCUGCCCAGUGUGUACACCUUGAUCGUGCUGCUCAGGGCAGGUCACCCCUACGCUGUCCGCCCACGGCCAGACGAGGCCAGCGAGACGGGGUGGACCCUGCCCUUACGUCCACAGGGCUCCGGCCUCCACCAGGAGAGCACUUGGGAGCCAGCCGUUGGCAGGCUCGGCCAGGCCCUGGGAGCAGCUCCCAGCUGGGGUUUCCGGCCCACACACAGGCGGUCCAAGCGCGCUGCUGGCCAAGGUGAACCAGGCCCCGAGGGCAGGGGCCGCGUUCUGGUGCCCCUUAGUGCAGGCGGGACGCCUGAGGCAGUGAAGGCCUGUAGGAUGGGGUGGCCUCCAAGGCCGCAAGGAGCAGGACCCCGCCAGCACCUGGGGAGCUCAGACUGGACCCCCACGGAGGACCCCGCUGGGCACACCCGCCACCAGGCCCGGACCCCUGACUUGACUUGCCUAAGGCUGCUACGUCUGUGGUGCUCGCUGGGCAGCAGGGUGCUCGUGAAAACAUCACCCCCUUGACACCAGAGCCUCGUGGAGACCACGAGAACGGACAAAGACCCCUCCUGCCAGAAAAGCGUUUUAAUAAAGUGCCUAAAAUGCUCUCCCAAAAAUGAGCUGAUUUAAGCUCUUCUCUCGGUUAAAGCCAGGACUCCUCUGGGGAGGACGGCCGUCCGGGGAUGGGCGUCAGGAGAUGAUCCGCAGGCCGGGCUUGCUCCCCUCCAGGGCCCGCAGGCGCUCCUCCACUGCCUCAGUCCAGUAGAUGUCGUA